This is a messenger RNA of Antrostomus carolinensis (chuck-will's-widow), 665 nucleotides long. RefSeq names its product HAUS augmin like complex subunit 1 (gene HAUS1). The transcript has 7 exons. NCBI's taxonomy places the organism in Eukaryota, Metazoa, Chordata, Aves, Caprimulgiformes, Caprimulgidae. The annotation marks the transcript as partial. The record is from RefSeq and is a predicted model, not a curated record. Gene Ontology annotation, cellular component: HAUS complex; cytosol. Gene Ontology annotation, biological process: spindle assembly; centrosome cycle.
CUAACUACCUACAGAGCCUUCUCAUAGAAGGCCUGGGUCUUUCCAUAAGCAGUUUGUCCAGCAAAGGCUUCAGCUGCCUCAAUGCCCUGGUAGACAGCGCAGUGAUACUUGAAAUGAAGGACACUUCUCUUACCAGCUUCUUCUGUGCCAUCAAUCAUUUGAGUUCGGAGCUGUAUGCAACAAAAUCAAAGAACAAAAAACUAGAAGUGGAAUUGAACGACAUGACUAGAAAACUCACUGAGGCGCUGAUGCUGGAAAAGCGGCUGAAGGAAGAUCUUAAAAAAUCAGAAGAAAUUCUAGAAACAGAAACCAACAAAGCUGACCGCCAAAUCCAUAACUUGAAGUUCCUGGAAAAUAAGUCUAAGGAUAUGAAUCUGAGGGUCAAGGCUGCUGAGGAGCAGCUUACUGCCACAGGGCUGGACCGGUCGCUGACACAUGAGUCACUCGUGAACCUGUCUAAGGAACUGGCUGAACUGCGGAAUGAAAUUGUGCCUUUGAAGAAGAAACUGGGGUUUUACCUAGAUUUAGCUCCUAAUCCUACUCUUGCACGAGUGAAGAUUGAAGAAGUAAAACGAGAACUGGAUGCUGUGGAGGCAGAGCUCUCAAAGGAGAUUGACAUGUUGACUCUUGAGCUGCCAAAGCCCAGCAGAUUCCGGUUCACCUGA